Molecule: messenger RNA, 3990 nt
Organism: Carassius carassius (crucian carp)
Lineage: Eukaryota; Metazoa; Chordata; Actinopteri; Cypriniformes; Cyprinidae
Product: phospholipid-transporting ATPase IF-like
Exons: 15
Coding region: 1-2529 (842 amino acids)
Biological process (GO): phospholipid translocation
Cellular component (GO): plasma membrane; recycling endosome; trans-Golgi network
Molecular function (GO): ATPase-coupled intramembrane lipid carrier activity; ATP hydrolysis activity; ATP binding
Source: RefSeq, a predicted model, not a curated record
AUGCAGGCGUUUGCAAACAACGCCAUUCUGUUUCCUCCAGAGCCUUCAGGAUUGCCAGAUAUGAUUAUUAAUUUUCCCGACCCCCGGUGUUUGGAAGCUGCACAGAGAACUGUCACAUGCAGCCAUGAGCCCAUCUCACCAGGAGAUCUCUCUAUUACAGAUAAACGGGGACACAGGAGAGCGGAAAAAUUAGAGAAAAUUAAGAGCUCCCCCACUGAGAAAAUGUGUUCCAACCUUGAAUGGGGGGAGCUGUGUGGAAAAGAGGCAGGGGAGCAAGCCCCGGGGGACUCCAGCGAUGCCGUGGUCGAAGUGUCCCUCAUCUCCGCCUCCAGCCUCUGUGGCCUGAACUCCGCCCGGUCCCUUGACCUGUCGGCUCCACCAUGGCUCCUAGCUCCCUCCUCUCCGUCGAGGCCCAGCAGUCCACAAGUUCCGCCUGGCUCUUUCGUCCCUCCGGCUCCGCCUUGGUCUGGCGUCGAUCAUCCUGUGCCUCGGGACUCCACUCCUCUGGCUUCGCCUGGUCCCUCCGGCCCUCCGGCUCCAUCCGGCUCCUUCAUCCACUCGGCUCCACCACAGUCCUCAGUCCACCUCAGUCGCAAUGGCUCCGCCGCGGCCUCCCGGACCUUCCCCAUCGGCCUGGCUCUUCUGCUCUCCAUCUCCACCUCAGGCUCAUUCACCACCUGCUCCGCCGCCAUUGGUUGGCCCUCUGGAGUUGGCGGCAAUUCCUCUUCCAUGGCUCCUCCUUCCGUCGGCUCCUCCGUGAAUCGACAUCAUGACUGUGGCAUGGGUCCAGCUGGACUCCUCCUGCUCCAAGCCCCUCCAGUCUUCUCCCUGUCUCCUCCCUCCAUCAUCUCAUCCAUGGACUCUGUCGGCCACCCCCCUCAUGGGUGUCCGUUCUCCACCGGAGCCUCCUCCUUGGUUCCAAACCAAUUCCCCCUCUCUGUUGUUCUAUGGAGCGAGGUCGCAGCUACUGGGAGUAAUGUCAUGCCCGUCUUCCGGUCUUUGCAUAUCUCCUCUGUCUGGCUGCAGGACAAGGUCCAGGAGACGAUUGAAUCUCUGCGACUGGCUGGGAUCAAGGUGUGGGUUUUGACCGGCGACAAGCAUGAGACGGCGGUCAGCGUGAGCCUCUCUUGUGGUCACUUCCAUCGCACCAUGAACAUCCUGGAGCUGGUGCAGCAGGAGUCAGACCGCAAGUGUGCCGAGCAGCUCCGCAGACUGGCACGCAGGAUCCGAGAGGAUCAUGUGAUCCAGCACGGGCUGGUCGUGGACGGGGUCAGCCUUUCCCUGACUCUGCGGGAACAUGAGAAACUCUUCAUGGAGGUGUGUAAGAACUGCUCAGCGGUGCUCUGCUGCAGGAUGGCACCUCUCCAAAAAGCCAAGGUGGUGAGACUGUUGAAGACUUCUCCUGAGAAGCCCAUCACAUUAGCCAUCGGAGACGGAGCCAACGACGUCAGUAUGAUCCAAGAGGCUCACGUCGGUAUCGGAAUCAUGGGCAAAGAAGGAAGACAAGCCGUAAGAAACAGCGACUAUGCAAUCGCCCGGUUCAAGUUCCUUGCCAAACUGCUGCUUGUGCACGGCCAUUUCUACUACAUUAGAAUAGCAACCCUUGUGCAGUACUUUUUCUACAAGAAUGUGUGCUUUAUCACUCCCCAGUUUUUAUACCAGUUCUUCUGUUUGUUCUCACAACAAACCCUUUAUGACAGCGUGUAUCUGACGCUGUAUAAUAUCUGCUUCACCUCUCUGCCCAUACUGGUGUACAGUCUGUUUGAGCAGCUGGUGCAUCCCCAUGUUCUGCAGAGCAAACCAGCUCUUUACAGAGACAUCAGUAAAAACUCCCUGCUGUCCUUCAAAACCUUCUUGUACUGGACCUUCCUGGGCUUCUGCCACGCCUUCCUCUUCUUCUUCGGGUCCUACAUCCUGAUGGGAGAAGACACCACGCUGAUGGGAAACGGCCAGAUUUUGCGAGCUAACAGGCAACUGAUGUUUGGAAACUGGACGUUUGGCACUUUAGUAUUCACGGUGAUGGUCAUUACGGUCACGCUGAAACUGGCCUUAGAGACACAUUUCUGGACGUGGAUGAACCACUUUGUCACAUGGGGCUCCAUCGCCUUCUACUUCAUCUUCUCCUUGUUUUAUGGCGGCAUCAUCUGGCCAUUUCUUCACACGCAGGACAUGUACUUCGUCUUUGUUCAGCUGCUGUCCAGUGGCUCAGCCUGGUUUGCCAUCUUCAUCAUCGUCAUCACCUGCCUGUUUCCUGAUGUCAUCAAGAAAGUCUUUUACAGGCACCUGCAGCCCACCAACACGCAGAAAUCUCAGUUUAUUGAGGACAACCAGGGCAUCGGAUGUGUGGACUCCAUGUGCUGUUUCUCAGAGGGGCAGAACUCCUGCUCACGGCUGGGCCGGCUGGUGGAGCGAAUGAUGGGCCGCUGUGACCCCGCUCGGGCCACCAGAUCUUUGAGUGACUCGGAAACCUUCUUUUCCAACGACCGGAGCAUCCUGACGCUCUCACCCAUGGAGGUCUCUCAUUGUUAAUGCACCAGCCCAAAAAGGAUCCGCUCGUAGAGUGUGGAGAUGUCUGACCUUUACCCCAUCCCCCUGCCCUUGUCCAGUCACCAGCCCGACUGUCACACUUUAGAUUCUCUGUUACUCAGAGGAUCAUGUCACAUGUGAUCAGCAACCAGGGACAGGCGGCGGCUCCUGCAAAAACCAAAGGAUUUGUGUGUCUUGAGUUUUCUGCUGCUAGCAAACCCACAGAACUAUACACAAAGAACCACCUUCUUUCCUGAGGAAAACGAGGGGGUCUUUUUGAAGCCAUAAUUUUCCCUUUUAAUUGCCUGAUUUUCAAGGUAUUAAAUGUGAGUGCCAUGUAGCGCUAGCUCACAAACCUGUAGCCUCCUAUCCUAAGAUGCCUACCUGUACACCCAGCCUGAGUUGUGGUUCGUACAGAAUUAUCAUGAUGCAAGAAUGUCGCGAUGGAGUACUUGAUUGAAAACUCACAUAUCAUCCUUGAACUCGAUCACUUUAAGCUCCAUCAGCCAUGUGCCUGCAUAUUAUUUCUUGUUUUCCUGUCUUGCGCAUGCUAUGUUGUCAUCUCUAACCAUUGUCACCGGUUAAUUUAUCAUUGUUGCUGUGUUCCGUGUUUUCUGCUUGUGUUGCUAACCACUUGUCAAAGCUGUUUUGUUUUGAUUAUUUUUUAAUUUGCGUGUGUAAGUGUGUGUGUAUUUAAUCACGUAUGAGGGCAUAGUCAGAGUAAAAGGAAUGAAAUUCAUCCUACAUGGGCCGUGGGAUAUUGUAAGGCCGGAGCAUUGAGACAACCGUUUUAAACUUGCUUAGAUCAACUAUAUGGAAGUUUAUGAUAUCAGACUGCAUGCUACACUUGGGUCAAUCUGUCUCAAUAACCGUGUAAAAGAGGACUACAUCAACUGGACCUAAAUGCUCCUGAUUUGAGGGGUCUAGUCUUGGGGUUUCUCUUCAUUUUUGAUGCAAAGAUCGUGAAGCCCUGGAUCUCAAAGGUAUCAGUUGAACUCUGGUGCCGUGACCCUGUGGCAGUUGGAAGUUUUUUUUUUUUUUUUUUUUAUGAAUUAUGGUUACGUUAUGAAUUGUGGUUUCCUCUAUUUUGGUACUUAUUCUAUCUAGUUUUUUAUGUGUAUAUCACUCUUUUCAUGUCAAAGUUCAAACCCAAAAUGACUCCUGACCGCUGAUCAUUACUAUUUCAUAUCUUGUGUUGAACGGCAGAGGUGCUUUGCUGUAUAAUGUAUUUUCUUGAAUUAUAUAGCAAUGCAGUAUGUCAUUUGUUACUCAGAGACAUUAGCAAUAAGACUCAGUCUAGACUGGAAAUACCUGAUCUAGCUGUGAUGUCAGUCAUCCAUUUUGCGGUUUCAUCUUUUUUGUGUAAACAUGUUCUUCUAAUUGUACUCUCCAUACAGUCAAUAUGUUUCAUUGCUGAUGUUUAUGAAAGUUCUGUUUACAGAAUAAAUAUCUUUAUAAAAUCUA